Venustampulla echinocandica is the source of this 603-nucleotide messenger RNA. Its product is annotated as putative vacuolar protein-sorting-associated protein 46. NCBI's taxonomy places the organism in Eukaryota, Fungi, Ascomycota, Leotiomycetes, Helotiales, Pleuroascaceae. Gene Ontology annotation, biological process: late endosome to vacuole transport; protein transport; endosome transport via multivesicular body sorting pathway. Gene Ontology annotation, cellular component: multivesicular body; ESCRT III complex. The record is from RefSeq and is a predicted model, not a curated record. The transcript is spliced from 4 exons. Bases 1 to 603 code for a protein of 200 amino acids.
AUGUCGGGACUCGAGAAGGCACUCUUCAACCUUAAGUUCACAGCAAAGCAACUCAACCGACAAGCAGCGAAAGCAGGCAAGGACGAGAAGACCGAGAAAGAUAAGCUUAAGAAGGCAAUCCAACAAGGCCACGGCGACAUCGCGAAGAUCUAUGCUCAAAAUGCCAUCCGCAAACAGAAUGAGAGACUCAAUCUACUGAGACUCGGGAGUAGGAUUGAUGCGGUGGCUAGCAGGGUGCAGACUGCGGUUACGAUGCGCCAGGUUACCGGGAGUAUGACGAAUGUUGUGAGGGGUAUGGAUCAGGCUAUGAAAGCUAUGGAUUUAGAAAGGAUCUCAGCAGUAAUGGACCGCUUUGAAACGCAGUUCGAGGAUCUCGAUGUCGCAACUGGCUACUACGAGAACGCAACGACUUCAGCAACAGCGGUGGGCACACCGCAGGAAGAUGUGGAUAGGCUCAUGAAUCAAGUGGCGGAUGAGGCGGGCGUAGAGCUUAAUCAGGAGAUGGAGGGCGCGAAACCUGUGGCUGCCGCGCCCGUGAAGUCCGGGCCGACGGAAGUAGAGGAAGAUGGGUUGGGUGAACGUUUGAGGGCUUUGAGAUCGUGA